Molecule: messenger RNA, 2457 nt
Organism: Colletotrichum navitas
Lineage: Eukaryota; Fungi; Ascomycota; Sordariomycetes; Glomerellales; Glomerellaceae
Product: HECT-domain-containing protein
Exons: 7
Coding region: 1-2457 (818 amino acids)
Biological process (GO): protein polyubiquitination; ubiquitin-dependent protein catabolic process
Cellular component (GO): cytoplasm
Molecular function (GO): ubiquitin protein ligase activity; protein binding
Source: RefSeq, a predicted model, not a curated record
AUGAGUUCCUCCCGCAACGAUGCCGGGCAGCCCAACCGCAAGCCCAACCUCCGAGUAACGAUCAUCGCCGCAGAUGGCUUGUACAAGCGAGAUGUAUUCCGGUUUCCCGACCCUUUCGCCGUCAUCACUGUCAAUGGAGACCAGACCAAGACCACGACGGCUCAGAAGCGAACACUGAACCCAUACUGGAACGAAAGCUUCGACCUUCACGUAAAUGAGGACACCAUUUUAGCAGUCCAGGUGUUUGACCAAAAGAAGUUUAAGAAGAAGGAUCAGGGUUUCCUCGGCGUCAUUAACGUCAGAAUCGGCGAUGUCAUUGAGCUGGCACCAGAUGCCGAUGAUCAAAUGCUCACGCGAGACCUCAAGAAGUCGACCGACAACCUAGUAGUACACGGAAAGCUAAUAAUCAACCUGUCCACGAACCUUACCACACCCGCUCGAGCUGGGCAGGCCUCGUCUAGCCGACCGUCACUCAUUCCGCCGGCGCAAGGAUCUGGUAUUUCGACACUUUCAGCCCCAGCAACUGAUGCUAGGCCGGGCUCCGCGACGGGUGUCCCGAACGGCGGCCCGGCACCUGGCUCUCAGGUCAACCUUCCGCAUAGACCAGCCAGUAUGACAUCAAACGGCCCUCCCCCCGCUGCCAACGGUACCGCAGCCUCUGCACGCCAGCCCAGCACCCUCAGCCCCUUUGAAGAUGCGCAGGGCCGGUUGCCUGCUGGCUGGGAACGCCGAGAGGAUAACCUGGGCCGUACCUACUACGUCGAUCACAACACCAGGACCACCAGCUGGAACAGACCGACCGUUGCCGGUGCCGUGGAACAGAGGAACGACCGCGAAGCAGCUACCCAAGUGGAGCGUCAACGGCAUCAAAACCGAACCCUCCCAGAGGACCGAACGGGCGCGAGCUCCCCUACUCUGCAAGCCCAGCAGGCAGCCGCUGCCGCCGCCGCUCAGAGCGCGAGUAACUCUACCAUGAUGCACACUGGAGCGACAAGCCCGGGCACUGGCGAGCUGCCACCCGGGUGGGAACAGAGAUGGACUCCAGAAGGCCGCCCGUAUUUCGUGGACCACAACACCCGAACGACCACCUGGGUCGACCCCCGUCGUCAGCAAUAUAUCCGUAUGUAUGGUGGACAGAACAACCAGAACGGCACGAUCCAGCAACAGCCCGUGUCACAGCUAGGACCUCUGCCAAGCGGCUGGGAGAUGCGCCUCACAAACACAGCCAGAGUGUACUUCGUCGACCACAACACAAAGACCACGACAUGGGACGACCCUCGCCUGCCGUCCUCCUUGGAUCAAAACGUGCCGCAGUACAAGCGCGACUUCAGGAGGAAGCUUAUUUACUUCCGCUCGCAACCGGCGAUGCGCAUCCUUUCCGGGCAAUGUCACAUCAAGGUCCGGCGUUCUCACAUUUUCGAGGACUCGUUUGCAGAAAUCACUCGGCAGUCCGCCACUGAUUUGAAGAAGCGGCUGAUGAUCAAGUUUGAUGGUGAAGACGGUCUCGACUACGGUGGUCUUUCCAGAGAAUUCUUCUUCUUGCUCUCCCACGAGAUGUUCAACCCCUUCUACUGCCUUUUCGAAUACUCCGCCCACGACAACUAUACCCUCCAAAUCAACCCCCACUCCGGAAUCAACCCUGAGCAUCUGAACUACUUCAAGUUCAUCGGCCGCGUUGUCGGCCUGGCCAUCUUCCACCGUCGUUUCCUAGACGCCUUCUUCAUCGGUGCUUUGUACAAGAUGAUUCUUGGCAAGCCGGUCGUCCUGGCUGACAUGGAGGGUGUCGAUGCCGACUUCCACCGAUCUCUGCAGUGGAUGCUGGACAACGACAUUUCCGGAGGCAUCCUCGAGCAGACAUUCUCUACGGAAGACGAGCGCUUCGGCGUGAUGACUGUUGAGGAUCUCAUCCCUGGCGGUCGCGAUAUCGAUGUGACGAACGAGAACAAGAAGGAAUACGUUGACCUCAUGGUCAAGUGGAGAAUUGAGAAGCGUAUUGCAGAGCAGUUCCAGGCGUUCAAGGACGGCUUCCAUGAGCUUAUCCCUCAGGACCUUGUCAAUGUCUUCGACGAACGUGAGCUUGAACUGCUCAUUGGUGGAAUUGCCGAAAUCGAUGUCGACGAUUGGAAGAAGCACACCGACUACCGUGGUUACACUGAGUCGGACGAGGUUAUCCAAUUCUUCUGGCAGACGAUCCGAUCCUGGGAUGGAGAGCAGAAGUCGCGUCUGCUCCAGUUUGCGACCGGUACUUCUCGUAUCCCCGUCAACGGCUUCAAGGAUCUCCAGGGCAGUGAUGGACCGAGAAGGUUCACGAUCGAGAAGGCGGGCGAAAUCAACAACCUUCCCAAGGCCCACACAUGUUUCAACCGUUUGGAUCUGCCGCCAUACAAGAGUCUCGAGAUGUUGCAGCAGAAGCUCACAAUUGCUGUUGAGGAGACUAUGGGCUUCGGUCAAGAAUAG